This is a messenger RNA of Delphinapterus leucas (beluga whale), 3182 nucleotides long. NCBI's taxonomy places the organism in Eukaryota, Metazoa, Chordata, Mammalia, Artiodactyla, Monodontidae. The record is from RefSeq and is a predicted model, not a curated record.
GCGCGCUGGGCCCGGGCGGCCGGCGGCGGCCCCGGGGCUGGGGGGAGUCCAGCCCGGAUAUUGAGUGCAGCCAUUGAGAAAAGCCAAACUCUUGUGUGUGUGCGUCUCGAAUAGCCCCCAAGAUGGCCGCCAAUGUUGGAUCGAUGUUUCAAUAUUGGAAGCGAUUUGAUCUACGGCGACUCCAGAAGGAGCUUAAUUCCGUCGCUUCCGAGCUGUCUGCACGGCAGGAGGAGAGUGAACAUUCUCAUAAACAUUUAAUUGAACUCCGCCGGGAAUUUAAGAAAAAUGUACCUGAGGAAAUCAGAGAGAUGGUGGCUCCUGUAUUAAAAAGCUUCCAAGCUGAGGUGGUGGCUCUUAGUAAGAGAAGUCAGGAGGCCGAAGCUGCUUUCCUGAGCGUUUACAAGCAGUUAAUUGAAGCACCAGACCCCGUGCCUGUGUUUGAGGCUUCACGCAGCCCAGACGACAGACUGCAGUCCCCCAGCUUCGACCCCAGCGGGCAGCCGCGGCGAGAGCUCCACAGUUCGUGGAAGAGACACCCUGAGCUCCUCGGCCCCAAAGAACAGAGAGAGGGGACGUCGCCGGCUGCGCCCACGCUGACUGAGGGGAGCCGCCUCCCAGGCAUUCCCAGCAAAGCCCUCCUGACAGAAACUUUGCUGCAGAGAAAUGAGGCAGAGAAACAAAAGGGCCUUCAGGAAGUACAGGCCUUCACUUUGGCAGCCAGACUGGGGGAAGCCGAGGAGAAGAUCAAGGUCCUACAUUCAGCGUUGAAGGCCACGCAGACAGAGCUGCUGGAGCUGCGGCGGAAAUACGAUGAGGAGGCGGCAUCCAAGGCAGAUGAAGUCGGCCUGAUCAUGACCAACCUGGAGAAAGCUAAUCAGCGAGCCGAGGCUGCCCAGCGGGAGGUGGAAAGUCUUCGGGAACAACUUGCCUCUGUCAACAGCUCCAUCCGCCUGGCCUGCUGCUCUCCUCAGGGACCCAGUGGGGAUAAGGUGAACUUCGCUCUGUGCUCGGGCCCUCGGCUUGAGGCUGCCCUGGCCUCCAAGGAUCGGGAGAUCCUGCGGCUGCUGAAGGAUGUGCGGCACCUCCAGAACUCUCUGCAGGAGCUGGAGGAGACCUCCGCCAACCAGAUUGCAGACCUAGAGCGGCAGCUCAUGGCCAAGUCGGAGGCCAUCGAAAAGCUGGAAGAGAAGCUCCAGGCACAGUCUGACUAUGAAGAAAUUAAAACAGAGCUGAGCAUCCUCAAAGCAAUGAAGCUGGCCUCCAACACCUGCAGCCUCCCCCAGCCCUGCUUCUUGUCUCCUCAGGGCAUGGCAAAGCCCGAAGACUCCCUGCUCAUGGCAAAGGAGGCAUUCUUCCCUGCGCAGAAAUUCCUUCUAGAAAAGCCUGGUCUUUUGGCCAGCCCUGAGGAAGACCCUUCAGAGGAUGUUGCCAUCAAGGAUUCUCUGGGCACGGAGCAGUCCUACCCAUCCCCUCCACAGCUCCCACCGCCACCAGGGUCCGAAGACCCCCUGUCCCCCAGCCCAGGGCAGCCCUUGCUGGGCCCUGGCCUCGGCCCUGAUGGCCCUCGGACUUUCUCGCUGUCCCCCUUCCCCAGCCUGGCUUCAGGGGAGAGAUUGGCAGGGGACACGCUGCUGUCCAAGCACAUGAUGCCCCCGGCUGCCUUCAAGGGGGAGGCGGGAGGCCUGCUGGUGUUCCCCCCGGCCUUCUAUGGCGCCAAGCCGCCCACGGCCCCUGCCACCCCAGCCCCUGGCCCUGAGCCACCCGGGGGCCCUGAGCCAGCGGAGGGCAGUGGCGGCGGCGUGGCCACAGCGGGGGCCGGGGCAGAGGAGGAGCAGCUGGACACGGCGGAGAUCGCAUUCCAGGUGAAGGAGCAGCUGCUCAAACACAACAUCGGGCAGCGGGUGUUUGGCCACUACGUGUUGGGCCUGUCCCAGGGCUCAGUCAGCGAGAUCCUGGCCCGGCCCAAGCCCUGGCGCAAGCUCACGGUGAAGGGCAAGGAGCCCUUCAUCAAGAUGAAGCAGUUCCUGUCGGACGAGCAGAAUGUGCUGGCUCUGAGGACCAUCCAGGUGCGGCAACGAGGCAGUAUCACCCCGAGAAUCCGCACACCAGAGACCGGCUCGGAUGACGCCAUCAAGAGCAUCCUGGAGCAGGCCAAGAAGGAGAUCGAGUCGCAGAAGGGGGGUGAGCCCAAGAACUCGACAGCCCCACUGAGCAUCACCAAUGGCACAGCCCCCGCCAGCACCUCAGAAGAUGCCAUCAAGAACAUUCUGGAACAAGCGCGCCGUGAGAUGCAAGCGCAGCAGCAGGCCCUACUGGAGAUGGAGGCAGGCCCCCGCGGCCGCUCGGUGCCUCCCUCGCCCCCAGAGCGGCCCUCGCUGGCCGCCAUGAGCCAGAACGGGGCCCCGACCCAUGUCAAGCAGGAGGAGAGUGGUGUCGGCGGCGGUGGUGUCGGCAGUGGGGGGACCAGCAGCAGUGCCACACAGACAUCCCUCACGGUCCUGUCCCCGGCCGCCUUUGUGCAGAGCAUCAUCCGGAAGGUCAAGUCAGAGAUCGGCGAUGCCGGCUACUUCGACCACCACUGGGCUUCGGACCGCGGCCUCCUCAGCCGCCCCUACGCCUCCGUCUCGCCCUCACUCUCCUCCUCCUCCUCCAGCUACUCCGGCCAGCCCAGCGGGCGGGCCUGGCCCCGUGGGGACGAGGUGCCCACGGCCCCCGAGGAGGAAGCGGCCGGGAGUGAGGACGAGCCCCCCAGGGUGGGUGAGCUCAAGGCCGAGGGGGGCGGCCCCGAGGGGGGCAGCGGUGGGCGACUGGCCUACUACCCGGCCUACGUGCCCCGCACGCUGAAGCCCACCGUGCCGCCCCUGACCCCCGAGCAAUACGAGCUCUACAUGUACCGUGAGGUGGACACCCUGGAGCUGACGCGCCAGGUCAAGGAGAAGCUGGCCAAGAAUGGAAUCUGCCAGAGGAUCUUCGGGGAGAAGGUGAAGAUGGCGGGGCCCACCCUCGGAGGCUCCGGGGCCUGGAGCACGGGACCUGGGGAGGGAGGACCCCCAUCCCACGUCCAUGGUCUGGAAAGAAUGCGUGUGUGAGUGUGUGCGCGCGCGUGCGUGUGUGCAAGAACUGGGCAGAAGCAGAAUUCGGACCCUGGUCUGUGUGACCCCAAAAGCCCUUUUUCCUGUUUC